This is a messenger RNA of Sipha flava (yellow sugarcane aphid), 384 nucleotides long. Its product is annotated as craniofacial development protein 2-like. The coding region runs from base 1 to 384 and encodes 127 amino acids. The record is from RefSeq and is a predicted model, not a curated record. NCBI's taxonomy places the organism in Eukaryota, Metazoa, Arthropoda, Insecta, Hemiptera, Aphididae. The transcript is spliced from 2 exons.
AUGACCCAUCCUCGGCUUCCUAAUAUUUGCAAACCCAUCUGGGCCUUGUGGAAAGAUGGUAUACCAAAUAGAAAAUUCAAAGAGAUCAGGUGGCCAGGAAAAGGAAGCGUCAAAACAGAAGGAAUGACAUUAUUUUAUAGUGAUGAUAAAUACGGUAGACACAUAAAUGGGGUGGGUUUUCUAGUUAAUGAACUUUUACUACCUCAUGUAAAACAUUUUAAACCAGUAAGCGACCGAAUAUGCUACAUGCGCAUAGCUGAUAAAUCUAGUGACCUAAUAUUAAUAUGUGUGUAUGCCCCCACUGAAACAGGACCCAAUGAUGAAAAGGAGGUGUUCUACGAAGAACUAGAAAGGACGUAUGAUAAAUUGCCAAACCACUGCUGA